AUGGCAAACCAAAAACAAAAGGAACUUUUGAUGCACGUCAUUUACAAUCUUCAGUUGGAAGAUCCUCCUCCGCUGCAAAUAUAUUUUACAGGACCAGCUGGAUGUGGUAAAACAUUUGUUAUUAAAUUAUUAAUGGAAAUUUAUAAUCGAUAUUCUGAAAGUGAUGGGUUUUGUAAUGCUUAUAUCGCUUGUGCUUCUACUGGUAAAGCUGCUGUGGCUAUCAAUGGGACAACAGUACACACUGCACUGAAGAUAAGUCUUUCAAAGUUGCUUCCUUUAUCAAUUGAAGUAGCCCAACAAUAUAGAUCACUUUUUAAAUAUGUUCGUGUAUUGAUUAUCGAUGAAAUUAGUAUGAUUGGAGCCGAGUUGUUGUCCCAAAUAGAUUCAAGGUUAAAAGCAAAUCACCGGUAA
Messenger RNA from Cotesia glomerata, 411 nucleotides. Its product is annotated as ATP-dependent DNA helicase pfh1-like. The record is from RefSeq and is a predicted model, not a curated record. The transcript has a single exon. The coding region runs from base 1 to 411 and encodes 136 amino acids. Gene Ontology annotation, molecular function: DNA helicase activity. Lineage: Eukaryota; Metazoa; Arthropoda; Insecta; Hymenoptera; Braconidae. Gene Ontology annotation, biological process: DNA repair; telomere maintenance.